CUUGCAGUUGUAAAAUAAAUAUUCGGAGAGCACUCUUCUGCCUAAGUUUGAAAAGUUUUCACGGGAAACAUGCAGUAAGUUUGCCCCUCCAGCGCAAACAUUUCCUUUUGCACAGAUUAGAGGUUAUAUAAACAACAUAGGAAGAAAUAAACACGCCAAUCAGAAGCGGCAGAGCUGUUUUUUGAAGUUAAGGUGGACAGCCGUAAUUAUGCGCUCGACACGGCGGGCGGUCAAGAGUCAGGUAACAACGCACGCGUAAAAACGCGCUUCUUACUUGUAAAGUUGUAAUACUCCGAAGAUUAGAUGAUUGACUCUUUUUGCGAAAGUUUGGUGUGUUUGCCACCUAUGUGCACUUAAAGCUCAAUCAGCACGAUCCUCGGGGACACGGAGUUCUUAUAGUUACAUAUUUCAACGGAUCACUAAACGUGAGAUGUUUUCCCAGAAUGUGGCGCUCCGUUUGCGCUGACUAUUGCAAGGACUUUCGUUUGGAUUUCGUUCCCCGGUGCUGCGGAGGAAAUGAGUGAGAGACAUGGGACUGUGUUUGGGAUCCGAAAUGACAGAGGACGCGAAGAAGGCGAAGAUUCACAGCGCGAAAAUAGACCGAGAGCUGUACGAAGAUGCCAAACGCGAGAUGAACGUGGUGAAAAUUCUCAUGCUCGGUGCAGCAGAAAGUGGGAAGAGCACUUUGGUAAAGCAGAUGAAGAUCAUCCACAGUCAUGGCUUCACCAAGCAGGAGCUCUCCAGCUUCAAGCCAGCGGUGCUGGAUAACCUGCUGACCUCCAUGAAGUUUGUCCUGCACGGGAUGGGUGUUCUGCGCAUCAACCUGGCCAGCCCCAAGAACAAAGUUCACGCCCACUCUGUGCUGUCCUGUGGCCGCUGCUUUGAUGAGGACCAGGUGCUGUUCCCCUUCGUGGGCCACGCCCUCUGCUGCCUGUGGGCCGACCAGGGUGUGCGCGCCGCCGCUGCCAGGGGCUACGAGUACGAGCUCAACGACUCCGCCCUGUACUUCUUUGAGAACAUGACUCGGAUCAUCUCCCCAGACUACCUGCCCACUGAGACAGACGUACUGAGAGUGCGACUGCGUACGACCGGUGUCAUCGAGACCCAGUUCAAAGUCAGUCACCUGGUCUUCAGGAUGUACGACGUGGGGGGUCAGCGGACGGAGCGGAGGAAGUGGAUUGGCUGUUUCGAGGACGUGCGAGCCGUGCUGUUUGUGGUGGCGCUCAGUGGUUAUGACAUGACUCUGGUGGAAGACCCUUCAAUGAACCGUCUACAAGAAAGUCUGAAACUCUUCUCCUCAAUCUGCAAUAACGUUUUCUUCAGAAGUACCUCAAUGAUCUUAUUCAUGAACAAAAUUGAUCUGUUUCAAGAGAAGAUUUUACACUCUGGGCGGCACCUGCGAUUGUACCUGCCUCAGUUCAGAGGUGCUGACUGUGACGUGGAUGGCGCCGCCCGCUACAUUGCCAGCAUGUUUGUGGCUCUGAAUGCCACGCCCAGCAAGCUCAUCUACCACCACUUCACCACCGCCACCGACACCUCCAACGUGCAGAUCGUCUUCCAGGUCGUCAUGGACACCAUCAUCAAGGAGAACCUGGAGGCCGUGUCCCUGCUCUGAGGGGUGACGGCGGUCGGGCUCCAUGGGGACACCUUUCCGCUUUUUUGUGUACUUUUUUCUUUUUUAAUGACUUUGUUGAAAUGUGCUGGAAAAGGAUCUGCCUGCCUGUUUUGUUCUGAUAGCUUUCCCUCUGUGACGAGGAUUUCUAUAUUUAUUUAGCAGUAUGCAGCUGUACUCGGCAUAUGGCUCACUUUGAUUUUUUUUAUCAUUAUAGAGCAUCUCAGUUGUAAGCCUCCUUAUGUUCUGUUAGGGGUGACCGGUUCCAGUCUGUGCUGGUUACUUUGAGCUGGUGGAAGCCUGUCCCUCCACUCUGGGCAGCGGGGAGGUUAUGGCCGAGUGAUACAGUCCCAGGCGUUCCACGCCCAUGUCAUCGGCACGAUAGAAAGAACAUUCAUCUUCUCUUUUUUUGUUCAUCAUUUCCCUUCACCACUGAUGCAGAAAGCACAUCACUUCAGCUUUUCACAGAAUCCUGCUUCUCUUAGACACUCAGAUCUCCGUGUGCCGUUGGCUGACCUGGGGUCAGUGUGAUGAGAUGGGGAGUCUGUGGGCUCCGUGGAGCAUGAGGAGCAGGGAUCUGAAAGGUUAUUAAAUGUGGUCUUGGGUGUGGUUCAGCGGCGCGGGUGACCGCUCUAUGCGUUGCUUGACGCGUUCCAGCUCUGGGCAGUUUGCCUUCUGCUCUCCCUGUCGGCGCGCUGAUUUGUGCUUGUAUGUACAGCGCUGCCUUUGCAGUAAUCUCAUCCUCCCUGCCCUUCCCAACAGCCCACCCGAAAAAGACCCUCUGACGUAAAUAUCUCUCCCCCCUGCCUGCCAAACAGAAACUCAAUUCCUUUGUCUCCUCCGUCUGAGAGAUUUUGCUCAAUUUACGAGCAGCAGCACCAUGUAGGAAAUCAAUCUUUGUAACACCUAAAUGCAUUCAUAUGAAAAUAUAAGAACGUUUGCAUCCAUUUAUAAUGACUGCAUUAUACCUCUGUAAAGCUUAACAACACUUCAUUAAGCUUUAAAUAAGCAGUCGUUGAGGUUCAUAGCGGCUUAAGGGAAGUGACGGGGCAUGUUAUGUAGCGUUACAGAGGUCUUACGAAUUGUUGCAUGACAAAGUGUAAUGGUAAAUACUGAGUAAUUAAGAAUUUCCCCUCCACAUUUGUCAGUUGGUCACUUUCUUGCACUUGCAUUCACAAUGAGGGUCCACGGCGCUUUGUCCGUAGCACUGGUAGUGUCCUGGAUACGAUUCUCCCCCGAAUCGCCGUCAGAUGUGGAAACAGAAAGCGGAACAUCUUUCGCCGGGAAAGGUUGGUUCCUCUGCCACCCUCUUUAACACUUUGCCAGUCCAAGCAUCGCAAUACAUUCAACUUUAAUUUACCUUUUGAUUGCAUCCGAUUAUUUGCACAACUGGGACGCGCAUAGUAUCUCUGAGCAGCUCAAAACCCUGUUGUUGGUAUGGGUUCAGUGGCAAACCAAGGAUUAUGUUUGGUUUCAGAAUUGUAGAAAAUUUGCACUCUUAAGGAUAUAAGACUCGUGCGAGGCGUCGAAGUUGUGAUUUUUUUUUCCUUCAAAUAGCCGAGAGCAUGUGAAAGUGCCUUUUUGUGUCA
Messenger RNA from Megalops cyprinoides (Indo-Pacific tarpon), 3201 nucleotides. It is a transcript of the gene gnav1, whose product is annotated as guanine nucleotide binding protein (G protein) alpha v1. Gene Ontology annotation, biological process: adenylate cyclase-modulating G protein-coupled receptor signaling pathway; Rho protein signal transduction. The transcript is spliced from 9 exons. The record is from RefSeq and is a predicted model, not a curated record. Gene Ontology annotation, cellular component: heterotrimeric G-protein complex. Gene Ontology annotation, molecular function: G protein-coupled receptor binding; guanyl nucleotide binding; GTPase activity. Bases 530 to 1615 code for a protein of 361 amino acids. Lineage: Eukaryota; Metazoa; Chordata; Actinopteri; Elopiformes; Megalopidae.